ACACCGCAGCCCUCACGCCCCGUCAUCCAAUGGCCGCUAGGCUGACAUUCCCCGUGUGCCUGGCAGUGUCGUGCAGUGUUCGAGGUGCGGGAAGAAGGUAGACGGAGGUAAAGGAUGCCGGGGGGCGGGGGUACCGGAGCUGACAGCGGCUGCCUGCCUGGGACGCUAACACAGAUUUUACAGAUGGCAGCCCCCCUGCUGGAUUAGAGUUUUUAAAGCAUGACAUUGCCAAGAGCACAUUGAAGUUUGUCUGCCUUCUCCAGGUAGAGACUACAUUGCCAAAAUGAUUGGGAAAUUAAAGCAGAACUUAUUACUGGCCUGUCUUGUUAUAAGUUCAGUGACUGUAUUCUAUUUAGGACAGCAUGCGAUGGAGUGCCAUCAUCGAAUAGAGGAACGGAGCCAGCCUGUGAAAAGUGAAAGUCCAAAGGCAACUUUAAGAACUGAUCUCAAAGCGAACUCCAGUUUUCCUUAUAACAAGGACAUGCCAUUAAUAUUUAUUGGAGGAGUGCCACGCAGUGGAACGACACUUAUGCGUGCUAUGUUGGAUGCACACCCAGAAAUCCGAUGUGGGGAGGAAACUAGAGUUAUCCCACGGAUUUUGGCUGUAAAGCAGAUGUGGGCACGCUCAAGUAAGGAGAAAAUCCGUCUAGAUGAAGCUGGUGUAACUGAUGAAGUAUUGGAUUCAGCUAUGCAGGCUUUUUUACUGGAAAUAAUUGUGAAACAUGGAGAACCUGCUCCUUACCUGUGUAAUAAGGAUCCAUUUGCAUUAAAGUCAUUAAGCUACUUAGCCAAAAUAUUCCCCAACGCCAAAUUUCUUCUUAUGGUGAGGGAUGGACGGGCAUCCGUGCACUCUAUGAUUUCUAGGAAAGUUACCAUUGCUGGCUUUGAUCUGAACAGUUACAGAGAUUGCUUGACUAAGUGGAAUCGUGCCAUUGAGACUAUGUACAACCAGUGCAUGGAAGUGGGAUAUGAUAGGUGCAUGUUGGUGCAUUAUGAACAGCUGGUUUUGCAUCCUGAGCGAUGGAUGAGAACACUUUUGAAAUUUCUUCUUAUUCCUUGGAAUGAUGCUGUGUUGCACCACGAGGAAAUGAUUGGAAAAGUAGGAGGUGUAUCCUUGUCAAAAGUGGAGAGAUCCACUGACCAGGUCAUCAAGCCAGUGAAUGUUGAAGCGUUGUCAAAAUGGGUUGGGAAGAUGCCAGCAGAUGUUUUACGAGAUAUGCCCGUCAUUGCACCCAUGUUAGCCAAACUUGGUUAUGAUCCAUAUGCUAAUCCACCCAAUUAUGGAAAGCCUGAUCAGAAAGUCCUUGAUAACACAAGACGGGUCUACAAAGGUGAAUUUCAGCUCCCUGAAUUUUUGAAAGAUGGACCUCAGACUGAAGCUGUGGAGUAAUGAGACUCUCCAUCAAUCAAGAUCUAAUCCAUUCUGUCCAUGUAAUGGACAAUCAAUGGAAAAUUCCAAGCUGCAAGUGGUGAAUGGUGUGUACAUCUCUGCUGUAUCCUGACUCGCCUUCAUCUCUGUUUUCUAAAGGACAUGUUCACAUGUAGAAUUAAAAGGCUAAUUUUGUUUAUUUUUUUUUUGGCAGGAGGCACCUAUCCUCUCUGUGGUGUAGUACUGUAUUUAGCAGUCAUGUUUCAUUUUUAAAUAAAGAUAAACUUACAAUGUAUACCAAUACAUUUGUUACAAUGUUAAAAAUACUGUGCAGUAUUUGUUGAACCCAUUUCUCUGUCAACAUAGCCUAAAAAGUAUUGCUUGUUUAGGUAUGUAAUGCUGUUAUAUUCACACUUUCCAUUCUAAAAGCACUGCAAAGGAUUGCAUUGCAGUUUGCAUGAAACAGCAGUGAAUAUGACAUGUAAAGUCAGGUGGUGAUAGUUUUUUUUUAACCAGAGGUUAUGUGAAUACAUCCAAUAAUUAUGCUCUAAUAAAGCGAUAAAAACCCACAUUAUCUAUGGAUAUUCGUGAGCCACCUGCCCACUGCUCACCCAGUAUAUCUUUAUAUAUAUGUGCACAUGUAUGGUGGUUUCUUUGCCAUGAAAAUUAAAUUUUGAGACUGCAAAAAUGUGGCCAGUCGGCACCUGGUUAUCAUAAAUCUAUAAAGAACAUGUGUUGUCACUCGCUUUUUCUUUUCUUUAUCUGACAAAUCGAACAUGAUUUUUUCAUUUUGGAUGUUAUCCAAUAUCUAUUGGUGCAGUUAUUUUAUUUAUAUCCUUUUGUCGCGGUGUUAAGUAGUGCAGUAUAAGCCUGUGCUACCUGAUGUGUUUGAAACCCAUGCUGCAAAACAUGGUACUUUUUGCAUUAAAACAUUCUUAGAAUGUGUAUUAGAUAACAUUUUGUUGCAGUGCAGACUCAUUUCGGAGACCGUUUUGAGACACUAAAACUCUGUUCCAUGUUCAAUUUGUUUAUAGUACAAACCGUAUCCGCGUUUAGACAGCGAAGCCUCGCUCCAUUGGGAGCCAUUUUUUAAUUUUUGCUCUCUGUACUGUAUUGUGUCAAUGUUCCUACAGGAAAAGGCAGAUAACAUUCCUUGCACUGCUGUGUGGUGCUACUAAGCACGGCAGAAUGCAUCCUUAUGCUGUUCCAAACUUAAUUUGGAAUCGUCAGAGAUGUGAUGAAAUAAAGAGAGGAAGAGUGACAUGGGUUGUCCAUCCAAACAUGGUCCGCUCCGUGUUACCACUUCCCAAGAGUGAUCUGAUCUAAUUGAAAUGAAUAUACUGCUCUUUUUAAUUAUUUAAUGAAAACUUCCAAAGAAGUUGGGGUGGGGUUUGGGGCUUAAGAAAAAAACAUGUACAUUUACAAUUUUAUUGACCUUUUUGUAUUUUAUUUUUCAAAAUAAAAGCUUUAAAUGUGA
This is a messenger RNA of Pelobates fuscus (common spadefoot toad), 2846 nucleotides long. RefSeq names its product tyrosylprotein sulfotransferase 1 (gene TPST1). Bases 284 to 1390 code for a protein of 368 amino acids. Lineage: Eukaryota; Metazoa; Chordata; Amphibia; Anura; Pelobatidae. Gene Ontology annotation, cellular component: Golgi apparatus. The record is from RefSeq and is a predicted model, not a curated record. Gene Ontology annotation, biological process: peptidyl-tyrosine sulfation. Gene Ontology annotation, molecular function: protein-tyrosine sulfotransferase activity. The transcript has 6 exons.